Molecule: messenger RNA, 3095 nt
Organism: Saccostrea cuccullata (small rock oyster)
Lineage: Eukaryota; Metazoa; Mollusca; Bivalvia; Ostreida; Ostreidae
Product: PGAP2-interacting protein-like
Exons: 15
Coding region: 116-2197 (693 amino acids)
Biological process (GO): GPI anchor biosynthetic process
Cellular component (GO): endoplasmic reticulum
Molecular function (GO): catalytic activity
Source: RefSeq, a predicted model, not a curated record
GACCGUGUAUUCAAAGCGUUUAAGUGCACGGGUUGUUUACAUUUCUACUUUUGUGGGUUCCAAUAGAUUAAACAUGUUAAACGCUUAGUCUUCAAGUGCCACGACGAGCAAAAACAUGGAGGACCAACUUGAGCUUUUAUCUUUUCGAUCAAUUGCUCGAGAAACAAUAAAUGGUUAUGUAUUUUGGUCCUUGUUUCAAGGUCUAGGACCUAUGAUAUGGUUCUAUCCUUUAAAUGAACUCGACAUAUCCGGAUAUGAGGCAUUUGCUGCCACCUGGUUCAGCCCUAUCCUCCUUGGUAUACCAGGCAUGCUGUCACUGGUUCAGAAUCGAUGGGUCUUGGGUUUGCUUCGGCUUCUAAUGGUUGGAUCACUAGCUUCAUUUCAGGCACCAACAACUCUGACCAGACUCAUGAUUCUUGCAGGGGGAGCUGGAGUUCAAAUGCUUGUUUUAGCAGCCACAUUAUGGAGUCCAGAUGUCAAAAUCAGGUCCUCCACAUUCUGGGGUCUAUUUCUGGGGCUACUGUCCUUGAUCACUAGCAGGAUAUUUUUUGCCUCUUUUAUUCCCACAUGGUGGAGCAACACUACAAACUCAGCAAUCAUUGCCAUAGCAGUCAUUUCCACCAUAGAUCAAAUAAUUUCAGGAGCAGACAUUGUAAACAACAAAGAAAAAGAGAGGCCUGAGCAGCCGUAUUGGUUGCCUACAGCCUUUGGAUUUGGAAGUCUUAUCUAUCUGACACACUGGUGUUUCGGGGAGGUGUCCUUGAUUACUAGAUGGGUAGUGACUGGCUAUCCAGACCAUGGGCCAAUGCCUUAUCCUUGGGGAAUUGGUGUGUUUUUAUGUCUUGUAUUUGGAUUUUACAUGUCAGCAUGUCGUCACGUAGCACAAAGUAAAAUCUGGUGGCUGAUAGGAGCUUUAUCUUUAGCUGGACUGUAUUACUUACCAACCUACCAGGGUUACACAGCUGGCCUAGUCCUAGGUGUGUAUACCAUGUCCAUUUGGCCAGAAAUGGCAGACAGAGUCAGUAGAUGUCCCCCAGGGAGGUCACUUGUGGUUGCCGUGGUUACCUAUCUUGUGGAGAUUUUCUUUUUUGUGUGGACUGUGGCAUAUAACUUUGUGCCUGGUGGUGUCUACACAAGGGAACACACAGACUAUCUUAUAGCAACAGUGAUGUUAGGAAUAUUUAUAGGAUUAUUUAUUGGUAAAUCUUUUGACCAGACCUUUACCGCUUUACCUGUAGUUGAAAAGAAGAAGAUUUCACUUUCAAAAGUCAACAUUAUUUUGGGACUGAUUUUAUGUUGUGGCUUGACUGGAUUUGCCACAAGAUACAGUCAACAAAAGAUUUCUCACCCUGCUAAGGUAGGACCUGAACCUGAAUUUUCUGCCAUGAUUUGGACCUACCACUUUGGCUAUGACAAUAAAGGCUGGCCAAGUCUAGAACGCUCAGCCAAACUUAUCAACGAAACAGGAGCUGAUUUUGUGACCCUCCUGGAGAGUGAUGCUUCCAAACCAUUCCUGGGGAACAAUGACCUUGGAAUGUGGCUGGGAGAGAAGCUGGGAAUGUACGUAGACUUUGGACCAGCAACCAAAACACACACAUGGGGGAACCUGAUAUUAUCCAAGUAUCCAAUUGUAAAGUCUACUCAUCAUCUCCUUCCCUCACCACAUGGAGAGCUGGCUCCAGCUAUCUCAGCAACAGUGGACUAUGGUGGGAGACAUGUGGACUAUGUGGUCACUCACAUGGGGAAUGACAGGGAUGUACUGGACCGAGAACUGCAGGCCAAAUUCCUGGCCAGGGAACUCAGGGAGAGCAAGAAUCCAGUAGUUUUCCUGGGUUAUGUGACCUCUGCCCCUGGAAGUCGUGACUACCGUGAACUAUUGACCAGUGGAAAUGUCAAGGACAUCGAUGAAACUGACAAAGGCAGAUGGUGUGAAUAUAUCAUGUACAGAGGGCUGAGAAAACUGGGAUAUGCUCGUAUAACACACGGGGGAUUGAGUGAUACUGAGGUACAAAUGGCCAAAUUCCAGAUCCCAAAGAAUCCCGACAAAUACCAAGAUUACACAAGACUGACCACAGACCCCUCCCAAGUGGACCCUAGUAUACAUUUUAAUAAAAGAUUCGGAUCCUUUCAUCGUGGCCAUGGUUAUUUUUCUGACCAUCAAUUCCACAUGAGCACUCCAAAAUACUUCCUGCCGUAGAUUUAAUCAAAUCUUGCCAUUCCUGACUUCCAGUAUUUCCAAUAGAUUACAAACUGUAUGCUUGCGUAUCUAUGAAAGACUGAAUGAUUCCUAUAAUUCUUUGAUGAUAUACCUGAAGCACCCAUAUUCAAAUCCCAAUGACCUGCAGUAGUGUACUAGUAUGCUUGUCCAAUAAUACUCAAGAAUCUAUCAUGUGAAUGGUAUGCUAUUGCUUGUGUACAAGUGGUGAAAUUGUGUGAAAGGGUGAAGAUGUGAUUUAGCUUAGAGUAACCAUACUCUAGUCCAGACCUACAUUGUAUGACUUUUAUCUAGUAUUUUGCAUGGGAGAAAAUGGUUUGAAGCACAGUUGUACUUAUUUUUUUUAGGAGAGAAAAUAUCACACCUAGAGCUUAUUAUUUUUAUAUCAUAUCAAUCCAGACAGAUUAUAAUUAUUAUAACAUAUCUCAAAGCAGACGUAGCUUGUGUCCUUAUCAUUCAGAGAAUGCUUUUUCUUUCAUGUUUUUUUUUGUCAUUGCUCUGGCUACUCUGACAGUUAUAUAUUUACUCUGUGCACUUGAAGUAUAAAUCUCUAAUUACAUGGUGGAUGGGUGGGAGUGUUUUUGCUUGCUUGUUUGUUUGUUUUUUUUGUUUGUUUCUUGUUGUAUUAUUUAUGUUACAGACAGAAUGUGACCUCACGUCAUGUCCUGAUUUAUUUCAUGUGACAAGUUGUCCAAAUCACAAAUACAAAUGCUAAACAUGCUUAAAAUACUUUUUGAACCUGAUUUUUGUUAUUUCAUGUAUUUUACUUGUUCAUAAUACCAGUUCUUAAUGGACUAGAUCUUUUUUUUAUAUGAAAUCUACUUUUUUUUAAUGAAUAUUAUCUAUGUUUCAUAUUGUUUAUUAAAGAAAUUUCUCUGUA